UCUACUUACAAAACACACAAACCAUUCAUCCCCAACAUCCCCUUUAAUCCUCUGCAAAUCCAAACAUACAAACAUGGGGGCACUCUCCAGAUUCAUUGCCCACGUGUACACUCUCCUCCUAAUAUUCUUCACCGUCCUCGUACUCGAGCUCAUAAUAUUAUUCCGAUCAGUCGCCGGAACCAUCGGUUACUCCGCCGAAGACCACCCAAUCACCACCGCACAGUACCUUAAACUGAUCGAAGACAAAAACCCAUGUGGCAGGUACAAGGUAGUUGUUGGAGGAGAGAGCAAAGAGUGUUCGGUUUGUUUGUCGGUGUUGGAAGAUGGUGAUGAGAUUAGGAGGUUAAAAUGCCGCCACGUGUUUCACAAGGGGUGUGUGGACAAGUGGCUGGAACAGGAUAGGGCCACGUGUCCGAUUUGCCGGAGGUUGGUGUUGCCGGAGGCGGUUGUGGUUAGGUACAGUCAGCGGCGGCAAGUUGAGCCGCAUCGCCGCCGCCGUGAGUUCUACGGGGGUAGCGAUGAGGAGCUUAUUUUGUUGUUGACGUCUUUGCACGGUAAUUAUAUGCGUCGGUUUAUGUGAAUCACCAGUGGUGGAACCAUUACUUUUUAGUCCUAGGGCCGUUACAACUAGACGGUCAAAAGUCACAACUCAUGUUCGUUUUAAAAGUUUAUAUAUGAUAUUCAACAAAAAAAUUUAUUGAGUAGGAUCGGCGGGCCCUCUUGACCCUCUCUGGUUCCGUUGUUGUAAAUUGGUAAAAGUUAAACUUGAUUAGAUUAUGUUAAGAUGGGAAUCCCUUUUUUAAAGGGUUGGAUUAUGGUGAAUUAUAGUAAUGAGAAUAUACCCAACCAACUUUAUCAUCUUGGUGUUUCAAAAUAAAUGGUUGUUUAGUGUG
Helianthus annuus (common sunflower) is the source of this 893-nucleotide messenger RNA. Its product is annotated as E3 ubiquitin-protein ligase RHA2B. The record is from RefSeq and is a predicted model, not a curated record. The coding region runs from base 74 to 580 and encodes 168 amino acids. Lineage: Eukaryota; Viridiplantae; Streptophyta; Magnoliopsida; Asterales; Asteraceae. The transcript has a single exon.